UGGCAAUGACUGUACCGCUGAAGAAACACCUUUUCUCCCGUACAGGAGAACAGAGUCGUUAAUUUAGAAGAAAAAGUACUCAAAGAUGGAUGCCAGUUGCAGGAGCGACCGUGAGGUUUUCGAUUCUACAUGACAACGACGCGGCAAGCUCCCUUGUUUCCUCACAGAAUACUAACCUUUUUCGAUUCACACACCAGUCCAGCCGACAGAACUCCGCGUACCAAAUAGGCAAAGUCAACCUUUAUCUCUGGAACUCUUUUCCGAAUCCUCGAGUUUCUAUGAUUCGCGUUUUCAAAUCUGUUCACAGAAGCACACACGCCCCAGCCCCGCAAUCGUACGCAGCCAAUCGCUGAGUGCAGCGACGACUCUCUGGGUAGUUUUUCACUCUUUUCUUCGCUUUUUCUUCAAGAAAAUGACGUCGACGUACUCCCUCGAGAGUGGAGAAUUGCGUCUGAGCCAGUCCGUGUCUUUCCUGUUGUUCGGUUUCGCGUUUCACAGCGACCCUGACCAAGCCCGAGGGUGGGAGGCUCUUUACACGAGCUCCUGUUCAUUGUUUCUCCGAAGAAACACGCGUGUCCACUCUUCACCAUGCAAAGGAUGUGAAUCUCUUCACUUCUUUGCGACAUCUGUCGCGGAAAAAGGCCGAUCUUUUCAAGACACGUCAACUUUUCUCCGGUUCGUCUUUACACAGUGCAGUGUCUGAAGCAAGUCGGCCACCUUUGCGAGCUGUUUCUUUUUCUUAUGUUCGCAGAAGUCCACUCCCAUUUCCCUCGCUUGCCAAGCCUUUUAGAGCCUUUUCCAUGUCACUCCUUCUGCAAAGACAGUCAGGCUUUCGGACGCUGCGGCGCUCUCUGCGUGAGCAACGUAGCGGCGAGUUUCCGCGUGUCUCGGUUGCUUCUGAGAGUGUCGGAUUUUCAAGGCAAAGCUCGCGAGCAAGACAACGAGACCUCCUUUUUCCACUGUCGCUGUUUCUGAUUCUCUUCAUACCCACCGCUUCUUCCGAGGGUGUGUGACACGCUUAAGCGGCUGAAAUCCGUACUUCGCUCGUUCUUCCCGAGAAAACUGUCACAGCUGUUAGCGCCGGCGAACCACGGGCGCGCUUGGCCGUCUUCGCUUCUAACGCAUUUCCGCGAAGAGCGGCUCAUUUUUACGCUGAAAGAACGGCUUUGUUGUCUUCCACUUCCAAGAGUGAGCAGAUGAGCUUCGACCAUUCAUUUCUCACCCCAGGAUCGCAAGAGACGCGUCCGCGGCCGCCGCUGAAAAGCUUUUUCGGUGACGACCGCGUUGUCUCGGCCAGCUAACCCUCCCGCUCUCUCUCCACUCUGGUCCGAUUUGUCUCCGCGAUUCCCCCUCAUUCCUGUCGGCCUCACACUUUCGCGCUUCUUCAUUUGAACUUUUCUCUUUCUUCGUUCUUCUUCGUUCCUCCCCCGUCUUUUCACUUGUUUCUAGGCGUCGGAAGCGACAAAGUUAACUCCGUCUGAAACUGCAGGCGCAGUUCCUGCGUACCCAAAAAACGCGUCCCCGCCGAAGAGAUUUGUCUUUCUGGAGGGCCUCUCCAGGUCAUUGUCAGAACUGCAAGAUGUCCCUGCAUGCAUCGAUUUUCGUUGGACUUCUCACUCUCCAUAGACGCCAUUUCUUGACAUAUUGGUGAACACCUGGACGCAUUGGUCUGGAGAUUUCACGGUCUUUUGCAAGGGCAGCGAAGGAACAGCAGGAGACCUCUUUGCUGUCGAAACUCGUUUCUACCUGAGAGAGCCUCGGGCAUCUCUCCCGGGAGACAGAGGCGGCCCAUGAACAGCUGCGUCUUUUGCCUGUUGUUUGCUUUGUGUCGGAUUUCUCCUUCUCACUGCAGAUACGGAUUUCUUCGUUUUCUCGACGCACGAUGGAAGUUCCGUUUGAAUUUCUGCACUGCAGGGGGUGUGCUCCUCCUCUUCCUUCUAUGAAAAGAUUCCAGAAGGAAGGCGCCUCUGCUCCGUCUUCCUCUCCAGAGCCUCUGCAGAAACUGUCUCUGCAAUCGUGUUCUGCGACUUUCGUCUUGGACCGAUCUCUCCUUUCUCAAAUCGCCGCCUACUCCAAAUGCAGACCAAGCAGUCUCUCUUCUUCCUGCUCGCGGCCUCCCAGUGCAGCUGUUGCCUUCGACGAUCGACACCGACCCUCUCUCUCUUCAUGUUCUUCUCUUCCUCCCGCUGCUGCGACUUCAUCCUCGCUCUCAACUCGUCCAAAUGCUUUCUGUCCUCGAGCCUUCGUCUUCGUUGAACCGCUUCCCUCCACUUCUCAAGAUUCCUCUUCGUCUUCUGCUGUCUCUUCUUCUUCGUCUUCUGCUGUCUCUUCUUCUUCGUCUUCAUCUUCAGAUCGGCUUCCCGGGGGGGACGGACUGAAGGGGGCGCCUGGCUACUGGGCGCAGACCGGGAGUGAGAGUGUGAACUUCCUUGCGUUUCUGCGGAGCAGCAUUGACGUUCUCGGUGAGAAGUCUGCGUCUGCCCAGAGCAUCCAGGUCGCCAUGACCUCGCUCGCAAAACUGGAAGGAGACAGGCAGGCGCCGGCGAGGCGCGACGAAGGCGCUGAGUCUGUGCGGCUCUUCCUGAGAGUCAACAAAGGCGUCUUGUCCGGAUUCCUGAAGACAGGGCCGAAGACGCUCUGGAUCGGAAACAGCUCCGGCAUGGAGAGAAUCAACGCGCUCUCUCUCUUAGAUUUCUACGUCCUCGAGAGCUGUCAACGGGAAGGGCAUGGUCGCCGCCUCUUUGAGUGCAUGCUGGCAACGGAGAACGUCCGCCCAUGGCAACUGGCUUACGACCGCCCCUCGCCGAAGCUGUUGUCAUUUUUGAGCAAGUUCUUCGAUCUCCGCGACUACAUCCCUCAGGCAAACCACUUCGUCGUUUUCGACAAAUACUUCGAGGAGAAGGAGAAUGCGAACGAGGCAGAAGGUCCGACAAAAGGAGAAAACGACCUCGCAGGGAAACGGCUGCUCCACAGUCGCGCCGUGCAUGCAGUUCCCGUGGUGGCUCACACUCAAGACCGAGACGGAGACGCCUUCGAAAGAAGCGCUGAGAAAAACACAACCUUCCGGCCUUCUUCCCUCUCCGGCGCGCGCCUCAAGCCUGCGCCGUCUAUGCCUUCUUCGUCUUUGCUCUCUUCUUCUCUCUCUCCUUUCUCUUCGGAGAUGUCUCUCUCUCGCUCACAGGGUGCUCCGCACAGGCGGCUUGAGAGACAGAGAGCAAGCGGUGCUUCGCCGAUGCCAGGAACAGCUUCGAGUGUAUCGACUUCUUCUCACUCGAGAGACAACGCGAGUCGAAACGCUUUCUCUUGCUUCUCGCCGAUCCUCUCCUCCUCCGUCCACUCCGAGCUCAAGGGCCUCACCCGACAGGCCGCCUUCCACCGGCUCCUGCCGACGCUCCAGUCGCGCUCUUCGUCUCUCGCCGGAGACAGAAGAGACCGCCGGGCGCCUUCGCCUCCUCGCCAGGCAUCUGCAGGAGUUUCGCUGCACGCAAGGCUCGCGCAAAGUUGCGGAGCCUCUUUCAGAGAGCCAGGGGAAAGCGAAGGAAACCUCGAGAGAAAGCUGAGAGACGCAGACACUCUCAAAGACGCAGCGAAAUGCACUCGCGCUCAAAGGAGGGGAGGAGACACCCAGGCCAAGGAAGAACAGCGAAGAGAAGAACGAGGGACAGGAGAACGGAGGAAUGAAGAACCAGAGAGAGGAGAGAAGAGAAGAGACGAACAGAGAAGAGAGCAACAGAGCAGCGAAUGCCGCGCAGAUCUGCGGAGAUCGUCAAAUUCCUCUUUCAAUGAAGCAUCUGAAGCUUACGCUGUUUCAACACCGGCGACAAACGUGGAGGACAGGCAAGCUUCUGGCCGGCUGCAUGCAGUGGAAUUGAGAGGGAAACAGCGGGAGGCGUUAUCUAGUUUCGAGACAGCCGAGAAGGCGGGGACGAGACCGGAAGCUCGCCUUCCUUCGAUGACGUCGGGGCGACUUCCGACGCCGUUCCUCGAGAGAGAGAGCUUUGUGAAUUCUGCAGAAAAGUGCAACCACACAUUUUACACCUCCUCUUCUUCUUUUCGACCUUUGUUCCACUCCAGAGAAGAAAGACAAGACAGAGACGCUUUCAACAAAACUGAGUCAUCGUACCCCACGUAUCCUGCGCCUGGACCCUGUUCCCCCGCUUUUCGACAGUCUUCAUCGUUCGCUGCCUCCCUCCCUCCCUCUGCCCAUGCUCUUCCUCCUUGCAACCGUCCUACCUCUUCAUCUUCUUCCCUUUCAUGUCGUCUUUCCAAGAGUGGAGUUUCGAGAGAUUUCGACCGUGGAGGAGACGGCUGGUCUGUGGGGGAGAAGAGCAGUCCUGCCGGGAUCUUCGAGGAGGGAGAAAGAGAAGCAUCGCGACUAAGAAAAUACUUCCACUCGACCGGAGACAAAGCCGGAGACGCGGCACCGACCGCUGAAGCUCCGAGAGAGAGAGCACGAGGUGCAGAAGUACACACAGAGAGAGGCCCUCUGAAGAGUCGAAGGGGAGAGAACGAAAAGGAGACAGAAAAAAGGAUAGAAAAAGGACUCCCGGGAGGCGGAGCCCACCUGCGAAGCGUGCAAGUGGCGUCUCUCCUCAACUGGUCGUAGACUUGUUUUUAAUUCUUCGGAAUGCGUUUCGUAUUUUUUCUCGGUUGCGUCCUGCCGUUCCUCUCCAACUGGCGCUAGAGACACUCGAACCGGACAGGGCCUCAUCUUUCUCACACUCGUCCUCGGAAGGCCUUCCUUCUCCUUUUUUUCGGAGGGGGAAGACUCCCGUUGGCCACCACACCACGCCAGUCGACAAAUAAACCGUCUGGUCUCAUCUGGGAAGCAGACGUUUUGCCAGUCACUCUCGAGUCCUUUCCUGACAUUCUCCUCUCGUUCUUCUCUUCUAAAUACA
Molecule: messenger RNA, 4898 nt
Organism: Toxoplasma gondii ME49
Lineage: Eukaryota; Apicomplexa; Conoidasida; Eucoccidiorida; Sarcocystidae
Product: alpha-tubulin N-acetyltransferase, putative
Exons: 2
Coding region: 1883-4606 (907 amino acids)
Biological process (GO): alpha-tubulin acetylation
Cellular component (GO): microtubule
Molecular function (GO): tubulin N-acetyltransferase activity
Source: RefSeq, a predicted model, not a curated record